Molecule: messenger RNA, 1173 nt
Organism: Staurois parvus
Lineage: Eukaryota; Metazoa; Chordata; Amphibia; Anura; Ranidae
Source: the annotation of a GenBank genome assembly
AUGCGAAGCCUUGAGAAUGUUUGUUUUGUUGCUUCCUUCGCAGUCCCUGCUGAUCUGACUCCUGAAGAGCGCAUCGAGUUGGAGAAUAUCCGCCGCAGGAAACAGGAACUGCUGGUGGAGAUCCAGAGGCUCCGGGAUGAGCUGAGUGAGGCCAUGAAUGAAGUGGAAGGCCUUGAGGCCAACGAAGGAAGUAAAACUUUGCAAAGGAAUCGUAAAAUUGGAAUGGGCAGAAAGAAGUUCAAUAUGGAUCCUAAAAAGGGGAUCCUGUAUCUUCAAGAGAAUGAUCUGCUAAGAAACACUCCAGAGGAUAUAGCUCGCUUUUUAUACAAAGGCGAAGGCCUGAAUAAGACUGCCAUUGGAGACUAUUUAGGAGAGAGGGAGGACUUCAACAUUUCUGUUCUUCAUGCUUUUGUGGACCUUCAUGAGUUUACAGACCUGAAUCUUGUUCAAGCUCUCAGACAGUUUUUGUGGAGUUUUCGUCUACCAGGUGAAGCCCAGAAAAUUGACCGCAUGAUGGAGGCGUUUGCUCAGAGAUAUUGUAUGUGCAAUCCAGGAGUGUUCCAGUCUACAGAUACGUGUUAUGUCUUGUCCUUUGCGGUCAUCAUGCUGAACACCAGUCUGCACAAUCCAAAUGUCCGUGACAAGCCAAGUGUGGAACGGUUCAUCUCAAUGAAUAGAGGAAUUAAUGAUGGCGGUGACCUACCUGAGGAGCUUCUACGGAACCUCUAUGACAGUAUAAGGAAUGAGCCAUUUAAGAUCCCAGAGGAUGAUGGGAAUGACCUUACACAUACUUUCUUUAAUCCGGAUAGAGAAGGUUGGCUCCUCAAACUUGCUAUCCUCCCUAUAUUUCCUGUUGUCUUGACAGGUGGGCGUGUGAAGACAUGGAAACGGCGCUGGUUUAUCUUGACUGACAACUGCUUGUACUAUUUUGAAUAUACUACAGAUAAAGAGCCUCGAGGGAUCAUACCUUUGGAGAAUCUCAGUAUCCGGGAAGUUGAGGAUCCCAGGAAACCGAACUGCUUUGAGCUGUACAUACCUAACAAUAAGGGACAGUUGAUCAAAGCUUGCAAAACAGAGGCUGAUGGGAGAGUGGUGGAGGGCAACCAUAAUGUCUACCGAAUUUCCGCACCAACCCCAGAAGAGAAAGAGGAGUGGAUCAAAUCUAUAAAGUAA